Messenger RNA from Pyrenophora tritici-repentis Pt-1C-BFP, 2741 nucleotides. RefSeq names its product peptidase. Lineage: Eukaryota; Fungi; Ascomycota; Dothideomycetes; Pleosporales; Pleosporaceae. Gene Ontology annotation, molecular function: serine-type endopeptidase activity. Gene Ontology annotation, cellular component: membrane; cell wall. The record is from RefSeq and is a predicted model, not a curated record. Gene Ontology annotation, biological process: proteolysis.
AUGGGAAAAGUCUCUCGCGCCAUUGCGGCCCUUCUCCUGGGUACGCAGGUCGCCAUCUCCACACCGCUUCAUCCCCGGCUCAACACAAAUGAACUUGCACAGCGCAACACAUCAGCGACCGCAGGCGACAACGUCAUCAGUGUGUUUAUUGUUGAAUUCGCGAACGAGAAUGAGACUCUAUCGUCCUUUUACGCGUCUCUCGAGGCCAACGGCGUGCACGCCAAACACCGGAUGGACCUGAGCUUCCGUUUGUUCAAAGGCUGUUCGUUCCAAGUCACCGGUUCCAGCGCAAAUUCAACCGUUUCUGAUAGCAGGAGCUUCUUAAGCAAACUUCAGGCCGUGCCACAGAUCGGGAAAGUAUGGCCUUCCGAAAUCAUAAGGCGUUCACCACGUCCAGAGGAUGUUACAGCAUCUACUCAGAAUACACGCGUCAAGCGACAAACACAACAAGAGGAUACCUUCUCUCCGCAUGUCAUGACACAGGUUGACAAGCUUCAUAACGAAGGUAUAACAGGGAAGGGAUUUCGCAUCUCCGUUGUUGACAGCGGCGUCGACUGGACACACGAAGCACUUGGUGGCUGCUUUGGCCCAGGCUGUCUCAUUGAAGCUGGCUACGACUUCAUAGGCGACAACUACGUGCCUGGUUCAACACUGCCGCAGCCUGACAGCGAUCCAAUGGACAAUUGCGUAGGACAUGGGACUCACGUCGCAGGUAUUAUUGUGGCUCAGUCUAAGGGCAACAAGUACGGCUUUACCGGUUCUGCUCCUGGUGCAAAGCUUGGCAUGUAUCGCAUGUGGGGAUGCCCAGGGCAGUCCACGAACGAGAUUGAGUUUGCGGCAUUUGCUCGUGCUGUUGAGGAAGGUGCGGAUAUCAUUUCAUACUCUAAUGGCGAGGAGUCUGGAUGGUCGCAGAAUUUCCGCGCCAUCCUCGUCAGUCGCAUUGUCGACUCUGGUAUUCCAGUUGUGGUCUCCGAAGGCAACGCAGGUGGCAAGGGACUCUUUUAUGCCAGCACGCCAGCGACUGCUGUCAGCGCUACAGGGGCUGGAGCGGUGACGAAUUCCAUGUUCCCUACAUUUCUCCAGCAGGGCUCCUACAAGGUCGGCGCCAAUUCCACGGACAAUAGCAUGACUGAUUUCGGCUUGUUGAUGGGCACUCCUCCGUUCGCAGCUGAAACCACUCUCCCACUGUGGUAUGCUAGCAACGCCUGCAGCCCGUUGCCAGACGAUACACCGGAUCUGAAAAAUCGUAUCGUGCUUGUGGAGUUUUUGGAUGCAAAAGCAACAGGAUGCUACCCGCAAGAUCAGGGUACCAACAUUGCGGCAAAGGGCGGACGCUUCAUGGUCUACUAUGAAAAGACCAACUCGACGAUGCGUGACGACCCGUUUGUCUAUUCAGACGGUAUCGAAGGAGUAGCCAGGGUUGUCCCGUAUCACGCUGAACGUUGGAUUUCUCUACUUUCGCAAGACACUACCGUCACGGUAACGAUGCCCGCCAACGGAUCUGCUACUCACCUCGAGCAGCUGGAGAACAAUGAUAACGGCGGAUAUGUCUCAGGCUUGUUGAGCACUUGGGGCCCAAGUUGGGAGCUCAACAUGACACCUCAGCUCGUGGCACCCGGAGAAAACAUUCUGGGCACAUGGCCAACAGCUAUGGGUAGCUACCGCGUCUUGACUGGCACGAGUAUGUCGUCGCCACUGAUUGCAGGUGUCUACGCACUGCUUGGUCAAGUGUAUGGCAAAAUCGAUGAGAAGCGUUUCCGCAGGAUGCUUACGCAUACCGCCAAGCCACUCGCCUGGCAAGACGGCAAGACGGUACACCCUGACAUCCUCGCCCCAGUUCCGCAACAAGGCGCUGGAAUCGUACAAGCAUGGAACGCCGCUCAUACUACCAUCGAGCUCGAUGUCGAUAGUCUCAUGCUUAACGAUACGGAGCACUUUGUCGGCACUCACACCUUCAGCAUCUCCAACACCGGCUCCACUGACGAAGUGUUAAAGAUGGGCCACAGAAAGGCCGUCACCAUGUACACCAUGAGACCUAAUACUGAUAAUUUGAACCUCGGUGGCUUCCCCAACGCUAUCGUCGAUUCGUACGCUAGCAUUGCCUUCUCGUCCGACAGCAUCACGAUUCCCGCAGGCAAGUCCGCCGAAGUUACCGUAACGAUCACGCCACCCACCGGCGUCAAUGCUACCUUGCUGGCUGUAUACAGUGGAUUCAUUGGUUUGGGUGACAAACUUACACUUCCAUACAUGGGCGUUGUCGGCAACAUGCGUGACGUGCCCGUCAUCAGAUCCGAUAAUACCUUCCUCGCACAAGGCUACGGUCCCGUAGCUGCAAACACCACUUACACGAUUCCACGACCAGACCCAGCGAACCCGCCUGCUACUGACAGCGGCAGCGAACAGAACGAUCCAAACGUAUACAUCAGUCCGAUAGUUGGAAUGAGCUUGGUACACAUUGACGUUUUGCAAGGGAAUGUGGUAUUGGGAGAGUUGGCGGGAUGGCCACGAAUGCAUCUGGGCAGAGAUGAGGCCCGUGGUUGGUUCAAUGGUUUGUUGGCCGAUGGAACAGUGUUGGACGCGGGGGUGUAUAAGAUGAGAGUCAGGGCGUUGAGGAUUUUUGGAGAUGAGAAGCGCAAGGAAGAUUGGGAUGUGAUCGAGACUGUCGAGUUUGGGAUCAAAUAUUAAUUUAGCCGAUGAUGCUGUGGCUCUUCAAAAUUCAAUAUAAUGUAUAGUCAUCGCUU